UGCAGCCUUCAGCCCGUCGCCACGACACGUUAGCAGCCUUGUGCGCAUACGAGAGCACAAUCUGAGCCAUUAUAACUGGCGGGAGCGGUAUAACUUUCCCCGAGAGAGAGAGAGAGAAGUGGUCAAAAUAAGAUCCAGCGUAACCAGUCCGCCACCUAGCUGCGGAGACGCGCCGACGGAGAUCUGUCGACUGUAUGAUUAUGAAAACACCCGCGCCAAUGUUGUUGCACAGUAGGCUCUGCGCUCUGAUGGGACUGAAACUCGGUUUUAGGGGGUGUUUUAACCUCCGCUGGCCUUAGUUAUGUAAUCAAAGCAACAUCUAAUGCACCAAAAGCUGUGGAUUGCUGUUGGUGCGAAGGGGGAGAGCAGGACAGCAACACCUUAACCUCCUGCCUAAACGCAGUUGGCUCUGGGACGCGCUCUCGGUGUAACCCUAAAGGACAUCAGAGAGACCUUCCCUUGCUGGAUGAAGGCAUAGAGCUGCACUUGGACUGUUACUGGAACUUUUUUUCUAACCCUUCUGAGUGAUACCUGCGUUCUGCUUUUCACACUUAACCACACCAACCCCAUUGGAGUCAUUUAAAAGUGUUAUACUGGGAACUUCACAGCAUCCUACUUCUCCCCUUGACUUCUCUGAUGGACCAGAGAGUGAAGGGGGGAACCCCUCCGACCACAGGCUCCACUCUGGACCCCGCCUCUGCACCUGAAGACUCUGAGCAAGACCAAGUGGCAGAGAAAAAGAGGAGAGGGGAGGUGGAGAAUGGCGAGGCAGUGGGAAAAAAGGAGGAGGAGAAAAAGGGAGGAGGAAGAAAGAGAGAAGGAGACAAGGGGGCAGUGCUGGAGCUGCUCAUUGAGGGGCGCUGUGGCAGUGUGGGGCAGCAGCAGCUUCAGCUCUCUGGCAGAGAGACCAGCUGCCCUGAGGGGAAUGUAAGAGUCCGAAUUGGUCUCCAAACCAAGCGUACCAAGAAACCGCCUAAGAUCUUGGAGAGCUACGUCUGCAAACCCACCAUCAGGACCUAUCAGAGACAGGCCAGGGGCGGGCUGCUGAAGGGCGAUGGAGAAGGAGGGGGAGCGGGCCAGCAGAGUAAAACCAGCUCUGCCCCAGACGAAGCAAACAGAGAGCAACACUCAGGCUUGGAUGCUGUCCAGACCACAUCCAAACAAACUGCAUCUGCUGCUUCACCACCAGUUACAUCAUCAAUACCGGUGUCGUCUCCGUCAUCACAGUCACUGUCGCUAUCACCGACAUUUCCUACAGCUUCCAGCCCAGCCUCUGUCCCUGCCGUAACCAGCCAAGGGACAAAGUCUGUCAAACAGGUUCCUAUCAAGCUGGCCGAUAAGACAGAGGUGAAUUCAAAUGGCUCAUCCGAGAGAGUGAAGAAAGAUAAAGCUCAGAGUGUCAAUGGCCAGCCCGUCCUUGCAGGACCCAAACCCUGCUCACCCACAACAGACCAGGCAGCUUCAAUUACUCCUUCCAGCCCAUGCAUCCAGACACAAUCUCCACUGGAAACCAGGAAAGAUGAAAACAUCUCCAAGAAGCAUAAUGGUUUGGUCCAGACAACCAAACAAAAGGGACUGUCGAAUGGGAAAGGCUCCUCUAACAUUCUUGGCACUCCCACUUCAUCCAAAGUCAGAGUUGGAAAACACAGCACUUCCACCUCUACUUCUUCCAUGGACUCUUCAACAAGACCUCCAGUCUCCACUGGUUCCCACAAAGAACUUAGCCUUUCCAAUAAGAGCAGGCCAGACUCUCCCUCCUAUCCCUCAAUUAACCCAAAACCACAGUCCUCCCCUGCUGUGGAACUCUCCUCUGCCCAGUUCCAAGGUCACGAUCCCUCUGUAGAGCCCCUGCUAGAGAAAAAGAGAGAGAAAGAGAGAAAAGCAAAGAAAGAGAAACGCAAAGACAAGAAAUCAAAGCGAGAUAGAUUGGAGGCUGAUAAAGCAAAAAACGAGGGCAGAAAGGAGGAGGUUAAGAAGAAGAAAAAGGAAAAGGGGAAGGACGGGAAAUCGAGACAUGGCAAAGAAAAGGACGAAAGACAUAGAGGUGAUGAUGUAUGGAAGGAUGAUCUAAAGAGUGACAGAGGGAAGGCUGAGAAAAAGAGGGAUAAGCUGAGCCCAGACAGACAAAGAACAGAGGAUAAUAAUACAAAAAGUGGGGAAACAGCUGACAACAGCAAACUAGAUAAAACCUGUAAAUUAGUGAAUACAGGCAGAGCAGAUGAGAAGGAGAAGACAGAUGACAGUUGCAAGCCAGUUAAACAAGCUGAGGCAGCAACAACAACAGGUGACACCAGUAAAUCAAAAGAGCAGGACGUCUCAAGACAUUCAACAGUGCCUGCAAGCCACCCCUCCUCUUCUGCUCCUCCCCCUGUGCCCACGCCUUCUGCCCAUUCUCCCGUUUCUCCCCCUUCUUCCCCAAAAGAGCAGGAUAGCCGACCGCUCAAAAAACGUAAGGCCAGAAGGCCCAGCUGGACCAAGCUGGUGCAUCGGGCUCAGAGAGUGGAAAAUCAGGAAGCCACUUCUGAUUCUCUACAAAAUCCUUCACUCAGUUUCCCCCAGAACACCAAGACGUUCCUUCCUGCCAAAGCCACUAUUCAGCAGAGUGAUGAGUCACACCCGGCAACCUCUGGCUCCCUAACCAGCAGCUCCUCCCCGGUGUCUUCUGCAACCAAACCUCCAACCCCAAAGCAGAAUCACCCCUCAUCAGAAUCUAGCCCCCCUGCUUCCAGAAGCCCCAUAAACACAGUCCGAAAAAGGGGUCGUCCUAAAUCCUACAGCUCUAGUUUAGAUGAACCUCCCCCUCAACUUACACCAAACGAUAUCCCAACUGAGGUGCCUCUCCGGUGCUGUGACGGAGUUCAAAAAGCCCCUGUGCUGGAGCCAAGUACAAUACUGCAGUGUGCCGCUCAGUCUAAAUCCAGCCCCAAGAAGCGUGGCCGGCCUCCGAAACGACCUUUCCCUGAGGACACGAGUGGAGAUGCACUGAAUCACACUGGUCAUACAGUGAGCGGUAAAGAUUUUCAUCCUCCUGAAAAGGGAAACAGGCAGCUAAAGAUCAGGAGGCUGAUUAAUGAGAUGAAGAAAAGAAAGAAGAGGAGAUUUCACAAAGUAAUGUUGUCUGGGUAUGUAGGAAAGGAAGGAAGGGCAGGAGAGGCAGCAGAUGGUGAGACUUCUCAGAGAAUGUGUAAAUCAAUAGAAGCUACAACAGUACACACUCUCUCAGCCCUGUCCUCCUCCUUUGGGAGUAAGCUGGGCCCUCAGAUCAAUGUGAGCAAGAGAGGGACCAUCUACAUGGGCAAGAGGCGAGGACGCAAGCCUAAAUCCCAAACUGCUAACCUAAAUUCCAACUCCCAGAACUCCACUCACUCAUCUCUGUUUACCAAUACCUCGGAAACAUCUCUCUUCUCGUCUAACCAACCUCAGCCUCCUCCUUCUCACCCGUUUCCCUCCCCAUCUCUUACUCACUCCAGCGGGGCCCAGAGUCCUUACAGUGAAGGCAGCCUCACAGAACCAACAUCCUCCCUACUUUUCCCUCACCCCUUCUCCCUCCCAUCCCCAUCCUCCUCCUGUACCUCCCCUCGCCCCCCCUCAUCCUCAUCACUCUCUCCCUUUGUGAAGAAGAGCUGUCCAUGUCAGGGAAGGCAUCACUUCCCCUUUCACCAGUCUUCAUGUAAGCUUUCCUGUCCCACUCCUCCACUGCAUCACAUACCUGGCUCUCCUGGCCACCUGAAAGAGGCCACGCCCUCCCCGAGGAGUGAAUCACACAGUGAAGAGACCCUGCCUAGUGACAGCGGGAUUGGAACAGACAAUAACAGUGUCUCUGAGCGAGGUGAGAUGAGGGGACCUCGGGGCAUGCUGAGGAUGGGUCAGGGGUCAGGAGUGAUUCUAGGUGGUCAAAGGCACCCUUCUUCUAUCGUGGACCGUCCCUCUCCAGUCUCUUCGCCCCUCUCUCACAUGCCCAGACACACAAACCCCAUGGCUAACUCAAAUAGUGCGGAGCGGCACAGAGACCGACAUCGGCACAGGCGCAGGGAUUUCGACUGUUCCCCUUCCUGUACCUGCUUGUGUCCUUGUCCCUGUCCAGGACACAACAAGUGCGCUCAUUCAGACUAUUAUUCAUGCGUUGGGCACAAUGCGCUGAAGAGACCGAAAAACAAACAUAAGAAGAAGCACCAGCAGCUGCACAUGCAGGAUCCAGAGUUUCUGGCCGAUCUCGAAGAUUUAAUCGGUCAGUUCAGUGAGGUACAUAUCGGACGGCGUAGUUGGGCGAGGACAGGACUGGGACAGGGCUUUGAAGGGAGUGCAAAUGCUGCUGGAGGAAGGCGACAUCACUCUUCCUCUCAUUCUCACCGCUCCAACAUCUUCAGGAUCAAUCUAAAUGGCUUUUACUCUCCUCACCCAUCAUCUUUCUCUGCUAAUCCCACAUUCUCCCCCCAGCCUUUCUACCCUUGCCACUGCAACAGGAAGCCAGACCGCAGGCAAUGUGGCUGCCCUUCAAAGUUCCAGGAGACCAUUGAGAAUAUGGGCUUCUACAACAGCUAUCCCCCAGCCACAACACUUUACCACCACCUCCCCAGCUCCUACACCCUUCCAUCUCCUCACCAGUAUGCCCACCAUCAGCCCCACCAUGCCCACUUUCUCCUUAACCCACCUAGAUUUCACAGGCGGAGGAGUAGGCUGCUGAGGGAGGGGGCUUUAGGAGGGGAAAUUGAGGGAGACAUAGGGGGAGGCAGUGGAGGACGCCCACACCUCAGCUCAGGGUUCACAUCCGGCUUCUCUUAUGGCUGCGGGAGGAGCGAACACAAACACAAACAUAAACAUCGUCACAGGCACUGUGAGCGAGACAUGGAUGACGAAGAGGAGAUACAUGAAGAUGAGGAGGAAGACGGAGUGGAAAGAGAAGGGCUGGCCUGUUCAAAGUCAAGGUUGGGGUUCAUUUUGGGGCAAGGAGAAGGAGGAAGGAAAGGGGUAAGGGCAACAGGGAGCAUGCUGGGUAAAGAAUCAACUUGGUUACGUGAGAAUGGAAAUGAUUCCUUUUCUGCUGCUGCUGCCUCAUCGUCAUCAUCCGCAGACAGAUACAAACACACAUCUCUCACCUCACUGGGUCUGGGUUCCUCUCAUCUGUCUUCUUUUGGAGGAGGAUGGGGUGGCUUGGGCCAGAGCUGGGUGAAAUUUGGGAGUCUGGGAGCUACAGGAUUUGGAAACUCAAACCCCAGCUGGAGAGGUUUCACUGGAGACCAGCAUACAGGCCGAAUGAUUGCAUCAGACGGAGAGGACGAAGAUGGGGACGAGGACGUUCAAGAGUCGCACCUGUACAGGACGUCCCCAUCGCCGACACACACCAACCUGUUCACGUCUGCUGUCAUGGCAACAGGAGGGAGGGGUCUGAGGAGUGGAUUGGCCAUUAGGAAUCAAGGAAGUGGAGAGAGGUUGUGGAGGAGAGACGAACCAGCGUGGACAGAGAGGAGAGAUGCAGGUUUACAAGGUGACUCGAGAAGCCGAGGGCAGCAGAAAAGUGCGCCCACAUCAGACAGCGUGGCUUUGAAAAACAAAAGAAGGCCGGGACGGCCCAGGAAGCACCCGUUGCCCUCCUCUGUAUCCUCUCCCGCGCACUUAUCUGCAACGCCGUCCAUGUCCGCACCUGAAAUCUUGCCAGGACACAGCCACAUCAGAGAUGGGAGAGGAGUGGGAGGGAGAACAGAAGAAAGGCUGCCAGAGAGAGAGAGAGGAGGAGGUGACCCAGUGCAGCAGGUGACAGAGUUGGAGCUGCAGGCCAAGAGGAAGAGAGGACGGAAGAGAAAACACAGUGACUCUCCCUGUCAUCAGAGUGUCGCUGAGGAUAAAUCCGAGUGCGACGCCCUCCCUGAGUGUUUUAGCCAAUCAGAUGUCGAGCAGGCUCCGUCCCAACCGGUUACCAUCCAAAGAGAGGAAAAGGCUGACGGUCCUCCGAGGAAGAAAUUCCUGAGGGCAGGUCUUUACUCUGAUGACUACAAAACUACCGACCCCCCCUCCCAAGCCCAGAAGAACUGCAAAGAGAACAUGGUGUACACACCAGGGGAGCACGAGUAUAGCCUUUUACCUGCUCCCAUGCAUGUUGGGAAGUACUUGAGGCUAAAAAGAAUUCAUUUCCAGCUGCCCUAUGAUGUGAUGUGGCUGUGGCAACACAACCAGCUUCACCGGCAGCCUGCUGUCCCCCUGAAGAGGAAGCGGCGUUACUGCCGGCUGAAAGAAAGGACUGAAAGAAAGCAGACAGUGGAGGAGAGCUCGAGUGACAUUACCAGCUUGUUCCCUCACCUCGACAUGGAGCCUUUGACCACCAGUGAGAGGAGCUUUGUGGUGAAGCACCAUGUGUUCCUCGUGAGGAACUGGGAGCUGGUGAGAGACAGGCAAAUCCGAAUGAGAAUAGAGAGGGAGCGAGAACAAGACGCAGAGGGAGAGGGAGAGGAGGGCGACCCACGACAUCUGUCCUGUGAAGGAGCCAAUGGGGACGACAGCCACAUCAAGUCAGAUCAUCCAGUGGGGGUGGAAGUGACGGUAAUCAGCAGUGACCCCCACCACCAAAGUCAGGACACCUCCAGCUCGUUCACUGCCAGCCCCUGUCCCACCAAAACCCAGAGCAGACAAGAGGAGGAGGGAGAGGAAGAAAAACAAGGGGAAGGAGAGGUCUGCAGCAGAGAACAGAGGAGGAAACGGCUGAAUGAUUUACUUUUGAACCUGCAGCAUUCAUAAGCUAAAAAAGAGGGGGUGGGACCACUCUGAGAAAGGGACCAGGCCCACCACUGGACAGAUGAACUGAUGUCACAACACUGCUACUAACAAUAGCAGUGCCACAGAGAAGAAGCAAGGCAAGGGAGAGGAGAGCUGGAGAAUUAUUAGCAGCUGAAAAAUGCAAAAGAAAGACAUCUCACAUGCUGACAGAUGAGUGUGU
Messenger RNA from Archocentrus centrarchus (flier cichlid), 6928 nucleotides. RefSeq names its product histone-lysine N-methyltransferase ASH1L-like. Bases 637 to 6729 code for a protein of 2030 amino acids. The transcript is spliced from 14 exons. Lineage: Eukaryota; Metazoa; Chordata; Actinopteri; Cichliformes; Cichlidae. Gene Ontology annotation, molecular function: histone H3K4 methyltransferase activity; DNA binding. Gene Ontology annotation, biological process: regulation of DNA-templated transcription. The record is from RefSeq and is a predicted model, not a curated record. Gene Ontology annotation, cellular component: nucleoplasm.